Salmo salar (Atlantic salmon) is the source of this 2807-nucleotide messenger RNA. RefSeq names its product cardiolipin synthase 1 (gene crls1). NCBI's taxonomy places the organism in Eukaryota, Metazoa, Chordata, Actinopteri, Salmoniformes, Salmonidae. Gene Ontology annotation, biological process: cardiolipin biosynthetic process. Gene Ontology annotation, cellular component: membrane; mitochondrion. The record is from RefSeq and is marked provisional. Gene Ontology annotation, molecular function: cardiolipin synthase (CMP-forming) activity.
GAACACGUUGGCUUGAUCGGCUAGAGCUGCUGGUUGAUACUAAGGAAACAGGACAAAUAUGAACCAGCGUGGAGGUGUUAUAAACAGUUGUGUGUGUGUAUGAAGAGUGGUAAAUGAGGUUAGUUUGUAAGUCGCGUCUUGUUCGCGAUGUUCUUCUUGUCGGUUUCUAAAAAUAACUUGGCGGUGUGUGCGCGAGGGCACGUAGCGCACUGUGCGAGAAGUGUGUGUUGGGCAAUUCCUGCGUCAUGGCGGCAGCAGACAGGUGUGUGUGUGAGGGUAGAACUGAAGUUGCUGCAGAGACUUAAAAACAGCGUCUCCUCUGUCGCCCAGUGGUCCAGCUACACACAAUAUCACACACCCCCCCCACAGGACACGCACAUCCCCAGCCCAACGACCCCUGAGGUUAGCGCCCAUGCGCUAAAGGGUCCCAACGAAAGCGUCACCCGAUCUUGUCGCCGCAGAGGUCACGAGAGGACGCAGGGUAACGACAGCCGCUUUAGGUUUUACCCUACGGAUCACUCGUCUAACUCUCAUGUUCUCCUGGGGUUGAGGUUGUUCCCAUUGAGUUCUGGUGUGUUUCCAGGCUGGAGAGGUCUCUGUAGUGGAAAACCCCGUGAGACCCCAGCCGACUGCACACCUGGAGUGGACCUGAGGGAAACCACCCAGCCAGCUGAUGGACCAUCUGAUCUUGGUCAAGGACUGUUCAAGUUUAAAGAACUGUAUGAGAACCCGUGGACCAUCCCCAACCUGCUGUGUGUGUGUCGCAUCGCACUGGCUCCAGUCCUGGGAGUCCUGAUAACUGAGCAACACUUUCACCUCUCCCUUGGGCUGUUUGCUUUGGCUGGAUUUACUGACGUGCUGGAUGGUUAUAUAGCCCGUAACUGGCCCAGUCAGAAGUCUGCGCUGGGCAGCGCACUUGACCCAUUGGCUGAUAAAAUCCUCAUCAGCGUUCUCUACAUAAGUCUCACCUACGCACAGCUCAUCCCAGCUCCCCUGACAGCGUUGGUGAUAGCCAGAGACGUUGGUCUGAUAGCAGCUGUUUUCUACGUCAGAUACAAGACUGUCCCACCUCCUGUGACUCUCAGUAAGUUUUUUAACCCCUGCUACACAACAGCGCAGCUCAAACCCACCACCCUCAGCAAGGUGAACACAGCGAUCCAACUCUUCCUAGUAGCAGCAUCGUUGGCCUCACCUGUCUUUCACUACACAGACAGUCCGCUCCUGCAAGCCCUAUGGUAUAUCACAGCGGUAACGACGACUGUGUCAGGCUACAGCUACUAUCACUAUGGCAUGAAGACUGUCGCUGUGCUCAACAGCACCAAGUAACCAUGGCAACUCAGCAAACACCAAGUAACGGUUGCAACUUAAUACACUCCACAGCCAUUGAUGCGCCUGAGUACUCAAGUUGAACACACACACCCACUUGUUUGGAAAGACUCCAAAAUUAACUAUGAGUGUGUAUUUUUAAUCUCAGUAUUGCCAUGGGAACCGUUUUGUAUCUGAUGAAUGUGAUUAAACCAUGAUCCUGCUCUCCCGCCGUAGGUAUCAACUCCUUGUUUAGAUUGCUAGUAUGGUCUGUAAAGAAGAUCAGGAUUCUGCAAGGGGGUGUGUGUGUGUGGUGGGAAUUUUAAACGUGUAUGCGAUGGGGACGUUUUCAACAUUGCCACCAAUUGUACCAAGAAGGUUUAGUGUGUCAAAGCUGUGUGUUAGGGACAUCUGCUGGUCUACUGAAGUCACCAGCUGUUGAUUAUGAGAUUGACUAUUGCUAUUUGUAUUGCCAUUCGUUUUUUUAAAUUUAAUUUAACUAGGCAAGUCAGUUAUGAACACAUUCUUAUUUACAAUGACGGCCUACCCCGGCCAAACCCUCCCCUAACCCGGCUGACGCUGGGCCAAUUGUGCGCCGCCCUAUGGGACUCCCGAUCACGGGCCAGUUGUGAUACAGCCCGGAAUCGAACCAGGCUCUGUAGUGACGCCUCUAGCACUGAGAUGCUGCGCCACUCGGGAGUUCUGUCUCCUAGCUUAGGGAUUUCUCCAGUACAGCAGGUUUAGUCAAACCCUUGGAAGCCCAGGGUUCAGUGAGACAAGAUUUGGAAGGAUGGCUGUGCAAGGCUAGUCAAACUGCAACAUCAGUAAUAUUGGAAAGAAACAUGAUUUAAUGAGGCUUCAAAUGAUCAGUGGUGUAAAGUACUUAAGUAAAAAUACCCCCCAAAACUACUUUAGUACUUUCAAGUAUCUGUACUUUACUAUUUAAAUUUGACAACUUUUACUCCUACAUUCCUAAAGAAAAUGUACUUUCUCUGUACAUUUUCCCUGAAACCAAAGUACUCAUUACAUUUUGAAUGCUUAGCAGGACAGGAAAAUGGUCUAAUUCACGUACUUAAAGAGAGAAUCCCUGGUCAUCCCUAUUGCAUCUUAUUUGGCAGACUCACUAAACACACGCUUUGUUUGUAAAUUUAUGUCUGAGUGUUGGAAUGUGCCCCUAGCUACCCGUAAAUAAAAUCGUGCAGUCUGGUUUGAUUAAUGUAAGGAAUUUAAAAUUAUUUAUACUUUUGAUACUUAUAUCUAAAGCCAAAUACUUUGACUUUUACUCAUGUAGGAUUUUACUGGGUGACUUUUACUUGAGACUUUGUCUAUUAAAUGUAUAUUUACUUUCAAGUAUGAAAAUUGGGUACUUUUCCCACCACUGCAAAUUAUACCAGGUGAUAUUUCAUCAGCACAUUACAUCAGAUUUGUAGUGUUUUGGAAACUUGAAAAGCAGUGAGGGUCACUACAAUUUACAAAUGUAUUAAAUCAUUAAUUUAUCCAGG